AUGGAGAUGGGUUCUAUAGGGCGGAGCGUGCCAGCAGCAGCACGUCAAAGAAGAAGCGAGCUGCAGUCCCGGCGUGGGGACUGGAGCUGCAGUAACGGCUUGGGGACUGGAGCUGCAGUCCCAGCUUGGGGACUGGAGCUGCAGUCCCGGCUUGGGGACUGGAGCUGCAGUCCCGGCUUGGGGACUGGAGCUGCAGUCUCAGCUUGGGGACUGGAGCUGCACUUGGGGACUGGAGCUGCAGUAACGGCUUGGGGACUGGAGCUGCAGUCCCGGCUUGGGGACUGGAGCUGCAGUCCCGGCGUGGGGACUAGAGCUGCAGUCCCGGCGUGGGGACUGGAGCUGCAGUCCCGGCUUGGGGACUGGAGCUGCAGUCACGGCUUGGGGACUGGAGCUGCAGUCCCGGCUUGGGGACUGGAGCUGCAGUCCCGGCUUGGGGACUGGAGCUGCAGUCCCGGCUUGGGGACUGGAGCUGCAGUCCCGGCGUGGGGACUGGAGCUGCAGUCUCAGCUUGGGGACUGGAGCUGCAGUAACGGCUUGGGGACUGGAGCUGCAGUCCCGGCUUGGGGACUGGAGCUGCAUCCCGGCUUGGGGACUGGAGCUGCAGUCCCGGCGUGGGGACUAGAGCUGCAGUCCCGGCGUGGGGACUGGAGCUGCAGUCCCGGCUUGGGGACUGGAGCUGCAGUCACGGCUUGGGGACUGGAGCUGCAGUCCCGGCUUGGGGACUGGAGCUGCAGUCCCGGCUUGGGGACUGGAGCUGCAGUCCCGGCUUGGGGACUGGAGCUGCAGUCCCGGCUUGGGGACUGGAGCUGCAGUCUCAGCUUGGGGACUGGAGCUGCAGUAACGGCUUGGGGACUGGAGCUGCAGUCUCAGCUUGGGGACUGGAGCUGCAGUAACGGCUUGGGGACUGGAGCUGCAGUCCCGGCUUGGGGACUGGAGCUGCAGUCACGGCUUGGGGACUGGAGCUGCAGUCCCGGCUUGGGGACUGGAGCUGCAGUCCCGGCUUGGGGACUGGAGCUGCAGUCCCGGCUUGGGGACUGGAGCUGCAGUCUCAGCUUGGGGACUGGAGCUGCAGUAACGGCUUGGGGACUGGAGCUGCCGUCCCGGCGUGGGGACUGGAGCUGCAGUCCCGGCUUGGGGACUGGAGCUGCAGUCCCUGCUUGGGGACUGGAGCUGCAUCCCGGCUUGGGGACUGGAGCUGCAUCCCGGCUUGGGGACUGGAGCUGCAGUCUCAGCUUGGGGACUGGAGCUGCAGUAACGGCUUGGGGACUGGAGCUGCAGUCCCGGCUUGGGGACUGGAGCUGCAGUCACGGCUUGGGGACUGGAGCUGCCGUCCCGGCGUGGGGACUGGAGCUGCAGUCCCGGCUUGGGGACUGGAGCUGCAGUCCCUGCUUGGGGACUGGAGCUGCAGUAACGGCUUGGGGACUGGAGCUGCAGUCCCGGCUUGGGGACUGGAGCUGCAGUCCCGGCUUGGGGACUGGAGCUGCAGUCCUGGCGUGGGGACUGGAGCUGCAGUCUCAGCUUGGGGACUGGAGCUGCAGUAACGGCUUGGGGACUGGAGCUGCAGUCCCGGCUUGGGGACUGGAGCUGCAGUCACGGCUUGGGGACUGGAGCUGCCGUCCCGGCGUGGGGACUGGAGCUGCAGUCCCGGCUUGGGGACUGGAGCUGCAGUCCCGGCUUGGGGACUGGAGCUGCAGUCUCAGCUUGGGGACUGGAGCUGCAGUCCCAGCUUGGGGACUGGAGCUGCAGUCCCGGCUUGGGGACUGGAGCUGCAGUCUCAGCUUGGGGACUGGAGCUGCAGUAACGGCUUGGGGACUGGAGCUGCAGUCCCGGCUUGGGGACUGGAGCUGCAUCCUGGCGUGGGGACUGGAGCUGCAGUCCCAGCUUGGGGACUGGAGCUGCAUCCCGGCUUGGGGACUGGAGCUGCAGUCUCAGCUUGGGGACUGGAGCUGCAGUAACGGCUUGGGGACUGGAGCUGCAGUCACGGCUUGGGGACUGGAGCUGCCUCCCGGCGUGGGGACUAGAGCUGCAGUCCCGGAGUGGGGACUGGAGCUGCAGUCCCGGCUUGGGGACUGGAGCUGCAGUAACGGCUUGGGGACUGGAGCUGCAGUCCUGGCGUGGGGACUGGAGCUGCAGUCCCAGCUUGGGGACUGGAGCUGCAUCCCGGCUUGGGGACUGGAGCUGCAGUCUCAGCUUGGGGACUGGAGCUGCAGUAACGGCUUGGGGACUGGAGCUGCAGUCCCGGCUUGGGGACUGGAGCUGCAGUCACGGCUUGGGGACUGGAGCUGCCGUCCCGGCGUGGGGACUGGAGCUGCAGUCCCAGCGUGGGGACUGGAGCUGCAGUCCCGGCUUGGGGACUGGAGCUGCAGUCUCAGCUUGGGGACUGGAGCUGCAGUAACGGCUUGGGGACUGGAGCUGCAGUCCCGGCUUGGGGACUGGAGCUGCAGUCACGGCUUGGGGACUGGAGCUGCCGUCCCGGCGUGGGGACUGGAGCUGCAGUCCCGGCUUGGGGACUGGAGCUGCAGUCCCGGCUUGGGGACUGGAGCUGCAGUCCCUGCUUGGGGACUGGAGCUGCAGUAA
Messenger RNA from Closterium sp. NIES-65, 2577 nucleotides. The record is from the annotation of a GenBank genome assembly. NCBI's taxonomy places the organism in Eukaryota, Viridiplantae, Streptophyta, Zygnematophyceae, Desmidiales, Closteriaceae.